AUGAUGCCGCAUGUUGGGGCUGUGUUUGCAGCAAUAGCAGGAGUGACAGCUGUCCUGCUACACUCCUCCAUUCACAAAAUAGAAGAAGGACACCUUGCUGUCUACUACAGGGGUGGGGCUUUACUGACGAGUCCCAAUGGUCCUGGAUAUCAUAUCAUGCUGCCAUUCAUUACCACCUACAGAUCAGUGCAGACUACACUCCAAACUGACGAGAUCAAGAAUGUUCCUUGUGGAACAAGUGGUGGGGUGAUGAUCUAUUUUGACAGAAUAGAAGUUGUCAACAUGCUGGUCACCUCAGCAGUGGUGGACAUAGUGAGGAACUACACAGCCGACUAUGACAAAACCCUGAUUUUCAACAAGAUUCACCAUGAAUUAAACCAAUUUUGCAGCGUGCACACACUCCAGGAAGUUUACAUAGAGCUCUUUGAUAUAAUUGAUGAAAACCUUAAGACUGCCUUGCAGAAAGAUCUUAAUGUGAUGGCUCCUGGACUUACCAUACAGGCUGUCCGCGUAACCAAGCCAAAGAUCCCCGAGUCUAUCAGAAGGAACUUUGAACUCAUGGAAGCAGAGAAGACUCGUCUCCUUAUUACUGCUCAGACUCAGAAGGUGGUGGAAAAGGAAGCGGAGACUGAGAGGAAGAAAGCCAUUAUCGAGGCUGAGAAGGUGGCUCAGGUAGCUGAGAUCCAGUUCCAGCAGAAAGUGAUGGAGAAAGAGACUGAGAAGAAGAUCUCGGAAAUAGAGGAUGCUGCCUUUGUGGCCAGAGAGAAGGCAAAGGCAGACGCAGAAUACUACACUGCUGCCAAGUUUGCUGAAGCAAAUCAGUUGAAGUUAACCCCCGAGUACUUGGAGCUGAUGAAGUACCAGGCCAUAGCAACUAAUAGCAAGAUCUACUUCGGGCAGGAGAUCCCCAACAUGUUUGUGGAGGGAAACCUCGGCCUGAACAGACCUGAAAAUAAUCACAAGACACACGAGCAGGACUAG
Nerophis lumbriciformis (worm pipefish) is the source of this 981-nucleotide messenger RNA. NCBI's taxonomy places the organism in Eukaryota, Metazoa, Chordata, Actinopteri, Syngnathiformes, Syngnathidae. The record is from RefSeq and is a predicted model, not a curated record.